CCAAAUGAUAGAAAUGUUAAUAGUCUUUGGUUCCCCCCCGGGGUCUAGACACUGGUGGGGAUGUUGAAGAUCUGGAUUUGAAGAGGAGGAGGGAUGAAGAGGAUGCUCAAGAUCUGGAUUUGGGGAGGAGGAGGGAUGAAGAGGAAGUGUGAUGAGGAGGAGGGAUGAAGAGGAUGCUGAAGAUCUGGAUUGGAGGAGAUGUGGUUUUUGGAUUAGCUCUCCUGGCACUGGAGGUGGAUGGGGUGGAGGUGGGCCGCAGUAUAAAUGCCUGAAAUCAUAGCUGACUGCAGGAGAACCAUUUUAAAGUUUGACUGCAGCAUGAUGAUUGGCUGCUGGAGAUUGAGGUGAAAUGUAAUUGGUUCAAAGAUGAUGCCCAUAAUGAUCUGACUACAUGCAGCUGUGGAGUAAAUUCAUGCAUUCCCAGUCUUCCCGCUUGAACUUGAGCUGAGCUUCAUGAAAUUAUUUGAAUAUUUCCUCCUCCACUCCCUCUUCGCGACGGGCAACUGAGAGGAGGAGCAACACUGAAACAGGAGAGUUAUAACUUCACAGAAAUGGAAAGGUAAAGUUAGUGUGAGCAGAGCUGCGGUCCAGACAGCGUCUCUGUUUCUCUGAAGAAACAACUGAAUCCAGCAGCUUCUUCUCAACAACAGCAGAACCUCUGAAACACUGUCCUCAGAGUGAAGACAUGUCUGCUGCCAGCUGUCUGCUGACUGAAGAUCAGUUUCUGUGCUCCAUCUGUCUGGAUGUGUUCACUGAUCCAGUCAGCACACCAUGUGGACACAACUUCUGUAAAGCCUGCAUCUCUCAACACUGGGAUACUAAAGUCCCCUAUCAGUGUCCCAACUGUAAAAAGUUAUUCCACACAAAACCUGAAAUGCUGGUCAACACUUUCAUCUCUGAGAUGGCUGCUCAGUUCAGACAGUCAGCUCAACAGAAAGCCAGCAGCAGCAGCUCAGAGCGACAAGUUGUCAAACCAGGAGAAGUUCCCUGUGACGUCUGCACUGGAACCAGACUGAAGGCCCUGAAGUCCUGCCUGGUGUGUCUGGAGUCCUACUGUGAGACUCACCUGACAAGAGCAGGCCUGAAGAAACAUCAGCUGAUCAACCCUGAGGAGAACCUGGAAAGCAGGAUGUGUGUGAAGCACGAUAAACUGCUGGAGCUGUUCUGUAAGACCGACCAGGUGUGUGUCUGCGUGCUCUGCACUGUUUCAGACCACAAGACACAUGAUGUUGUUCCUCUGAAAGAAGGAUAUGAAGGAAAGAAGGCUGAGCUGGGGAAGACAGAGGCUGAAACUCAGCAGAUGAUCCAGAAGAGACGACUGAAGAUUCAGGAGAUGAAUCGCUCAGUGGAGCUCAGUAAGGAAGGAGCAGACAGAGAGAUAGCAGAUGGUGUUCAGGUCUUCACCGCUCUGAAGAAGUCUGUUGAGAGAAGCCAGGCCGAGCUCAUGGACACCAUCAAAGAGAAGCAGAGAGAGACAGAGGAACAGGCUGAAGGCUUCAUCAAAGAGCUGGAACAGGAAGUCUCUGAGCUGAAGAAGAGAAGCUCUGAGGUGGAGCAGCUCUCACGCUCUGAAGACCAGCUCCACCUCCUCCAAGGCUUCAGGUCCCUGAACGCUGCUCCACCCACCAAGAACUGGACAGAAGUCAGGGUACGUCCACCUUCAUAUGAGGGGACUGUGAGGAGAGCUGUGACUCAGCUGGAGGAGAUGCUCAGUAAUCAGAUGAAGAAGCUGCUUGAGGUGGAGCUGAAGAGCGUCCAGCAGUAUGAGGUGGAGGUGACUCUUGAUCCUGAUACAGCACAACCCAGACUCAUCCUGUCUGUUGAUGGAAAACAAGUCAAACAUGGUGGUGUGAGGAAGAAUCUCCCAGACAAUCCAGAGAGAUUUGAUACUUGUGCUUGUGUCUUAGCAGAGCAGAGUUUCUCUUCAGGAAGAUUUUACUACGAGGUUCAGGUUAAAGGGAAGACUGACUGGGAUUUAGGAGUGGUCAGAGAGUUGAUCAACAGGAAGGGAAAGAUCACAGCGUCUCCUCAGAAAGGUUACUGGACGAUAUUGUUGAGGAAUGAAAAUGAGUACAAAGCUCUUGCUAGUCCUUCAGUCCGUCUCUCUCUGAAGUCUCAGCCUCAGAAGGUGGGGGUGUUUGUGGAUUAUGAGGAGGGUCUGGUCUCCUUUUAUGAUGUUUAUGCUGCAGCUCUGAUCUACUCCUUCACUGGCUGCUGCUUCAAAGAGAAACUCUGCCCAUUCUUUAGUCCUUGUAAGAACAAUGGUGGUAAAAACUCUGUCCCUCUGAUCAUCUCUCCUGUCAAUCACACUGAGUAGAACAACCCUUUGAUUUGAAAUCAGGUUCAAUAUCAUGUAAUGUUAUAAAUGGAUGUGUUUUAGGGGGUGGGCGUUGUUUACACUUUAUUAUCAGAUUGUGAUCAAUGCAUUUUUUUCUGUAAAUGUUUUCAUUGCUACUAAAACAGCAAACCAAUUUGACUACAAAUGAUCUGAUGAAUUCUAAAAACUCUAUUACCUGCCUUUGAAACUGUAAUAUCAUAGAAGAAAAACAUAGGAAAUGAGAAGCAUUUGUACUUUCCUGACAUGACUAUGUGCUAAAUCUAACAUUGUAUUGUCUAAUUAUUGAAUAGAUAGGAAAUGUUGGAUAUUGGCUCAAGACCAUUUUAUGAAUAAGUCACAAAAGCAAUUAUUGUUAUCUCUUUUCUUUGGAAUAAAUAAAGUAAAAUGAAUGUCUGAUGAAAUGUUUUUGUUUGUUAUUACAGUAAAAAAACAGCUGAUUUUAUUAUAACGGCACCAAAUAACAUAAAGAACACCAUGAGCUGUUCUCAGAUGAGCUGAACAUACCUCUUCACAGUUGAGAUAGUUUAGUAGGAAGUGUGUGAUAAUGUUGUUUAUAAGGUUUUGGGGUGUGUGUGAACAGCUGAUUUGAACACUGUAACUACUCUGGUCUUGAAAGAACUUUAGGCAUCGAACUGAUGUCCACAAUCACGUUUAUUCUCUUCUUUGCAGAAUCAUGAAACACCGUGAAAACGUGUUUGCCUAGUAGACCAGCAGUAGAAUCACAUCGUUUACACUUUUACCGCCCUCUACUCUCUCACAAACACAAUAUAAACAUCCGGGGCAAGAGGUCACAUGACUUCCGGAAAGACAACCCUUAUCAUUUUUACAAAAUAAAACAAAGUUCAAGCAUACAUUAAACACACAAAAAGGACAAAACAAUAAUAAGGGACCUUUGAGCGUCAGCUACACUCUGUGCUCCAUCACGAGGGACAUCUGAGGAUACAUUUACUUUGUUUUUGUUGUUUGUUUGUUUUAGUUUUUUCAUAGAUCUUUUCUUUAAUGUAUUUUCCUUUUUGUUCGUAUUAGUUCAUUUAAUUAUUUUUGGAGCAAGUACAUGUUUGGUGUAAUUUUGAAAUCUUGAAUGUAAUGUAAUUAAACCCCUACUGCUAUUCUCAAUAAAAGUAUACA
This is a messenger RNA of Gymnodraco acuticeps, 3466 nucleotides long. Its product is annotated as E3 ubiquitin-protein ligase TRIM39-like. The coding region runs from base 686 to 2317 and encodes 543 amino acids. Lineage: Eukaryota; Metazoa; Chordata; Actinopteri; Perciformes; Bathydraconidae. The record is from RefSeq and is a predicted model, not a curated record. Gene Ontology annotation, molecular function: zinc ion binding; protein binding. The transcript is spliced from 2 exons.